Penicillium riverlandense is the source of this 741-nucleotide messenger RNA. RefSeq lists its product as uncharacterized. The transcript is spliced from 2 exons. NCBI's taxonomy places the organism in Eukaryota, Fungi, Ascomycota, Eurotiomycetes, Eurotiales, Aspergillaceae. The record is from RefSeq and is a predicted model, not a curated record. The coding region runs from base 1 to 741 and encodes 246 amino acids.
AUGGACCCCGACGCCAGUGCGCCCGCCGAUCCGGCGCCCGCCGUCUUCAACUACGUGCUCUCGUUCCUCCUGGUCGGCGUCGCGUGGGGCUUCACGACCCCGUUCAUCCGGCGCGCGGCAGCGGAUUUUAACGCGCGCCAGGAGAAAUUGAGUCGGGGGCCGGGGGCGACUACGGAUACACCGCGGACUACAUCUACAACCACUGGUUUGGAGGAGGAGCAGGAGUUGCUUGCCCGUGAUGAAGGAGAGGAGGAGGAGGAUGAGGAUGACAGGGCGGCUGCGUUGCAGCUUGGGGGUACAUCGGGACAGUCGUCGAGCGCCCGGCGGGAUCGUGCAGACGGUCACAACCCUAACAACGAUACCGAAGAUUCAGACGAACACAACGACGAAGAUAACACUCCCACGCCUGCAUGGAAGCGAUCCUCUUCAUCAUCCCGCUCCUGGCUACGCACCAAGAUCACCACCCUCUUCUGGACAGUGAUCAAUCUGCUGCGCACGCCGGCAUACUCGAUUCCGCUGGUGAUUAAUCUGACGGGGAGUAUUUGGUUUUUUCUGCUUGUUGGGAAACACGAGCUCUCACUCACUGUCCCACUGGCCAACUCCAGCGCGUUCCUAUUCACCGUUCUGGGGGAGUGGUACGUUGAGCGGAAGGUGAUUGCCCGGGAGACGUGGUUGGGGCUGUUUCUCGUGCUGGGUGGGAUUGCGUUGUGUGUUCAUUCGAAGAAUCAGACGACGGGGUAA